AUGCCGGAGAUUGGAAGCUUUCCCACGUAUACCAAGCAGUAUCACCAUGAGCCGUAUGCGGCAAUCUCCCCUACCCGUCCCGAGCUCUCUACUCAGGGGAAAAAUGUUGUCAUCACUGGUGGCGGAGGCGAGAUUGGGGCUGCCAUGGCUCUGAGCUUCGCCCAGUCUGGUGCUUCGAGCAUCGCUCUGCUGGGACGAACAGAAGCCGCCUUGUUGAAAAGCAAGAAGGCUGUCAACGCUGCAUACCCUGCCACAGACGUCCACAUCAUCCGAGCUGACGUCGCUGACGAAGCAUCUGUGCGAGCCGCACUGGAGAAGUUUGCGUCCGUAGCUGGGAGGAAGCUCGACAUUCUCGUGGCCAACGCCAGUGUUCUCCCUGACCCUGGGACGGUGCUGGCAUCCGAUGCGUCUCAGUGGUGGUCCGGAUUCGAGAUCAACGUGCGAGGGCAAUUCAACCUCGUCCGGGCUUUUGUGCCUCUGGCCGAGAAGAAUGCGACGCUCAUCAACGUGACGAGUUCAGUUGCCCAGUUCCCCUUUGUUCCGGGCUCUAGCAGCUACCACGGCUCCAAGCUGGCCGCUGUCAAGAUCUUUGACUACCUGCAUUUCGAGAACCCGGAGCUGAGGGUGCUGCAGUUUCAUCCUGGCGUGGUGCAGAGCAGCAUGUCGCAGAAGUCGUUUGAUUCGGGGAUUCCACGGCCUACAAUGGACGAUGCUUUCCUCCCUGGCAACUUUGCAGUUUGGUGUGCCAGCCCCGAGUCGGAGAGUCUUCGAGGCCGGUUUCUGUGGGCGAACUGGGAUGUCGAGGAGCUCAAGGAAAAGGCGAGCGAGUUUGAGGGCGGUUCGCAGCUGACCAUGGGUCUGGUUGGAUGGCCGUAG
Messenger RNA from Trichoderma citrinoviride, 876 nucleotides. Its product is annotated as NAD(P)-binding protein. Gene Ontology annotation, molecular function: oxidoreductase activity. The record is from RefSeq and is a predicted model, not a curated record. The coding region runs from base 1 to 876 and encodes 291 amino acids. The transcript is spliced from 2 exons. NCBI's taxonomy places the organism in Eukaryota, Fungi, Ascomycota, Sordariomycetes, Hypocreales, Hypocreaceae. Gene Ontology annotation, cellular component: cytosol.